Molecule: messenger RNA, 243 nt
Organism: Iphiclides podalirius (scarce swallowtail)
Lineage: Eukaryota; Metazoa; Arthropoda; Insecta; Lepidoptera; Papilionidae
Source: the annotation of a GenBank genome assembly
AUGGUUGUUUUUGUUUCGCGCCAAAGCGCUCGGGUGUUAGCAACUAAAUAUACGUUCGACGCCCAACGGAACGGCAUUGUGUCCGAUAUGAUCGUGACCGGCCCGCCGAGGUGCCUAUUAGCUCCCCAGCUUGCGCAACCUCCAUGCCUUCAGCGGGUCCGCGUGAUCUCGAUGAAAAGGCUGCUCAAAACAUAUUCGGCUCGCUUCACGACCCGUCAAUUCUUAGCGCCCCCCAAGCAUCGU